Molecule: messenger RNA, 948 nt
Organism: Aedes aegypti (yellow fever mosquito)
Lineage: Eukaryota; Metazoa; Arthropoda; Insecta; Diptera; Culicidae
Exons: 1
Coding region: 1-948 (315 amino acids)
Biological process (GO): sensory perception of smell
Molecular function (GO): odorant binding
Source: RefSeq, a predicted model, not a curated record
AUGAUCUACCAACUUUUGAUCACCUUGACCACAGUCAACAUCCUCACCGUUUCGGCUGUAGAAGAUUGGAGAUCUCCACAGCUAAAAUCGUUCUCGUCCGCUCAGCAGGAUUGUGCUGUCUAUCUUUUGCUGUCCAAUGAAACAGUGCAACAGUAUGUGAUUAGUGGAUACCCCGAUGAGCUCAGUAGCCUUAAGCUGAUCAACUGUAUCCUUGUGCAAAUCCACGCGUUUGACGAACUCACCGGCAUCAAAGAUCAUGUCAUUACAAACUUCUUCGAUCAGCCAGGGUCGUGCAGUGAAUAUGUCGGUCGUACCCAGGAAUGUUUGCGUACCUCCGUGCCGAAACACUGCGAAGGACAACCAUUCGAACGGGCUUAUCGUUCGUUCCAGUGCUACUACCGCAACUACGGAAGUCUGUUGAUGGACACGGUCCGGUUCAUCCCAUACGAACAAGUCGAUCGAAUCAAACAUCUAACGGAGUCAUUCUCCAUUGUGAACACAUCUUGCAAAGCUUUGAGAGAACUCAGUGUGGGACAAGGAUUCAUCGUCGAGAACAUUGCGGAUCCGAUGUAUACCCUGGCCGUUCGAUCCGGAUUUUACGAUCGUGAGCACGGUCUUUACCUGGACCGCCUUUACACACAAUUCGGGAAACCAGCUCUACUUUCCGAUGCCACCCGCCAAUGCCUCGUCCGUGUCUCGCAGCAAUACCAAACGGAACCACUUCGACUCACUCAGCUGGUCUUGCAGUGCGUUGAAAGCGAAAUAUCGACGCAAUCGCUGUUCACGGAAACGGCCAGGCAAGUUUUGGCAUCGAACAGUUCGUACUGUAAUGUGUGCGAGCAGUUACCAUCUUGCGUAACUAUGACCCCUGGAGUCACGUCUGCUGCAGUGACUACCACUAGUGCGCCGUUGUCGACUUCAACCAGGCCCCCAUAUCCCUCAAUUUAA